Molecule: messenger RNA, 518 nt
Organism: Leptinotarsa decemlineata (Colorado potato beetle)
Lineage: Eukaryota; Metazoa; Arthropoda; Insecta; Coleoptera; Chrysomelidae
Source: RefSeq, a predicted model, not a curated record
AUCGGUUCUGUCAAGCAGUAUUUGAAAAUACUAGAAUGAAUAGAUGUUUAGAUAAUUUUUUUAUAAAUUUUGACGAUGCAAUAACAACAGUAGUUGAAUUAGGAGUCUCAGAUCAUAGGGGUCAACUGCUACAACUUACUGAAGAUAUACACAAGGCAGUUCCCAGUAGUAUCAACAGAACAAAAAAUUAUUCUGAAAAUAAUAUUCAACAAAUGUUACACUACCUUAUAAAUGAAAAAUGGGAAAACGUUUUUGAAAGCUCAACUGCAGAUGAAAAAUAUUCAGCUUUUAUUUCAACUUUCGGCUAUUUCCAUAAUAUAUGUUUCACUUCAAAAAAUGCAAGACCGUCUAUCAGGUCAACAUCACACUGGCUGACACCAGAAAUUCAUGAUGCAAAAAACAGAUUAAUGUUCCUACACUCUUGGCAGAAACAACAUCCAACUUCUGAAAACUCGAAAAUAUAUAAUGACUAUAAAAAGAAUUAUUACAAACUGUUGGACAGUACCAAACGUACACUG